GCCUGCGCCUGCUGCACCUGGACUCCGUACCUGCAUUUGGCCGUUCCCCCCCAACACCUCCAGCUGCACCAACCCCAACCCAAGCCCUCCAAGCUCCUCUCGUUCACACCUGCACUUGACGCACUGCACCUCCCCCAAGACCAUCGCCCUCUUGAAACAGGCACCACACCAUCUCCUUUGCGGUCGUCCCAUCUACUUGUAUGUUAUUACUUGUAGCAGCGAGCUGCCACAUCCACGCUCCUUUAGACUUCAUCGCAUUCAAAUCCCAUCCCAUCGUGGAGUCGCUUGCGACCUCGAUAGCAGGCCGUCGCCACCCACAACCAUACCUUUUAACCGUACUUAGUACACACGUGUAAAGGUAUAAAGAAAGAAGAAUACGAAUACACACCCCAUUCCCUUCCAAUUGCGCAGCAACUCCCAGUUCUCUACCGCCGUCAACCUGACAGCCUACGACACCCCUUCUUCUCCCGAGAGCUUAUUCACGACGAUCCUUCGCCAUCAUCGCCCACAAUCACAUUACCACUUCGAGGCUUGUGACUGGACCAUCCGACCGCAGCCCGCCCUUGCGCAGUCUGAUCCAACCCAUUUACGGAUCCACGACGACAGAUAUACAUACAUACAUUCAUUCGGUCUCUUCUGCAGCCACAACGUUGAUUUCCUGGACCAGCGACCCACGCACAACCACUUCUUUUGUACAGACCACUACAGUCGUCGUUGGCAAAUCACUGGCCCCAUUUACCUGAUCACAGUGCGAGCCCCGAGAGCAAGAACCACACACGCACUGGUCACAACCCUCACUGGCAGUGUCUCCUCACCAUGUCGGGCAAUCGACCCAACUUCGUACGGCCGAACUUUAUCGAUUUGAGAAGUCAAUCCCAUGGGCCAAUUGGCAAUGGCAUGCCAUCACCCCGAAGCCUUCCUUCACCUCGUUUAUGUGUCGCGGGGGAAGUACCGCCGGCACUUUCACCACUCGAUGCCUUUGCAGCACAGAGCCGAGCGUUGGCCAAACAAUUGGAAGAGAGUAUGAAUGGAGGCAAGCGGAUGAGUAGACUACCCCCUCUGGCAGUGGAGGAUUUGAGCAGUGGACGACCGAAUUACUUUCGCUCUGCCUCUGCAGAUGCGGGUAGUCCUUGCUGCGAUUCACCGUCAGAAAGGGAAAGUCCCGCUGUAACGACUGAAAUUGAAGUUCCUCUGGACAGACCAGUUUCAGUUCAUCCUCUCCUCAGUGGCCCUCUACCUCCAGAUACUAAUUUACCACCUCUCCCACCAACUCCAGCCGGUCGAUUCGAUUACCAAGAAGAGGAAGAUAGAGGGAGGAGGCCGCCAAUCGCGCAUGCUCGCUCGGACUUUGGUGCGCGUACAGAGCAAUCACCACCGCCCCUGGAUCGAGACUCGUACCAAUUCAGACCACAUAACUAUUCCGGAGAUCUAAGGCCCAGAGGAAGUGUGGAUUCAAUGCGAGCACGCGCACACGGCGCUCGACGACCAAAUGAAUCAGCCCUAGGAAUACACGGCUACGAUUCGAGAGCUUUGGCUCCUCCGAGGUCACCUUACGGACAACGAAACGCAAGUCUGCGAUCAAUGUCCACGAGUAGCUCAGAUGAUGAGAAUCGUCAAAACCAACCCCGUGUUAUUUCUCCCGACAGGCAGAUUCCGAGUGCCUUGUCUACGUCUCCUAAUUCUCCAGCAUUGUAUAAUGGAAGACCAACUUCUGUAAGCUCUGAAUAUUCCACGGCUGGAUUACCGCCGCCCGCAUUCAAUUUCUCCAGACCAAUCAGUAGAGCAAGUACAAAUGGAGGACUUCCAAUCGAUAUUCCUAGAGGACCCUCGCGGCAAGAAUCAUCUGACAGUCAACCUUCUUUUGUCCUAGGAGAUGAGACAGCCAAUACCCCAGUUAGCAUGCAUAGUGAAGGAUUUUCAGAUGCUCCAAAUGAAAAUGGAGCUGCUCCUUCCUACGUAUAUUCUCGAUUUAACCUGCCUCGAGGUAAAAUGCUCCAGAGGAAUUCAUUCAUUUUCCAAGACAGCAUGGGUCAGACUCGGUAUUCCUGGGAUCUGCCACAUACUGGAAACAAUAUUCAUCCAAGUCAGGGCAAUGCACCGCCAUCACCACCACAUCCAUCCAGUGAAUCAACAAGAUCUUCAACUGAACAGUAUACUCCAUCAUUGUUCUCAUCGACUACCAUAAAGGCCAAAUCGCAGCAUUCUAUGUCAACGAUUGAUUGCUCCCCUGAAGAACAUGUCUCUCGUGCUAUUGAGUACCACGAAGCGGGUGCAUUGACAAAGUCAACAUAUCACCUCAGACUCGCAGCUAGGCAAAAUCACCCCACGGCAAUGCUUCUCUACGCGUUGGCUUGCAGACAUGGUUGGGGUUGUAGACCAAAUCAAAAAGAGGGAGUGGCUUGGCUACGAAAAGCUGCGGAUUUUGCACAAUUGGAAAUUGCUGACGAUGAGGAGACGAUCAAGGAUGGCAAGACCGUGGAUGUGAUGGAACGAAAGACCAGAAAGGCUCAAUUUGCUCUGAGCAUUUAUGAGUUGGGCGUCAGUCACAUGAAUGGCUGGGGUAUCGAGCAAGACAAAGUUCUUGCCUUGAGAUGUUUCGAGAUUGCUGGAUGUAAGUUUUUCCAAUCCAGGGGUUAAUUGAUAAUUGGAAACUAAUAAUUUCUUUCUAGCUUGGGGAGAUGCCGAUGCUCUUGCUGAAGCAGGAUUCUGCUAUGCUCAAGGUGUGGGAUGCAAGAAGGAUCUCAAGAAGAGUGCUCGAUUUUAUCGACAGGCAGAAGCCAAGGGAAUUAGCAUGAUUGGGAACAGUUGGUAUGUUUUGGCCACUGCACUCGUCAAGAUCUUUUGGUAUCUAACAUUGUGCAGGAUUUAUAAAGCCAAGUAUAACGAAGACCCCAACGACGUGGCAUCCGGAGAACCUCGAAAAUCUUCAGAGACCACCAGGACUCAAAAGAAAUCUCGAAACGGUCUGUUCGGUAGAAAGAAAUCGACAACCUGAUCUCUCGAAGAGGUUUCGGAAGCAAAAGUUGAUAGAAAGAAAGAAGAACAAAAGCAGCAACAUAUGCAUAAUGUUAAUGACGAAUUUUUUCUUUCCACCUCAAAAUUUCAACUGCGAUUGGCGUUUGUUUUUGAUGGCGUUACUGGGAAUGCCAUUUUCUUCGAUUCUUUCUGAAUUUGGGGGACUUCCUUGGAGUGAGCGGCAUUCAUUUUUUCAUUCAUGGGGAGGGCAUUCGAUUUCUUUCUUUUUGAUUUUGGGCACUUACAUUUUCUUUCCUUGCUCUUUUUUUCUUUUUUUGUCUUUUCAUUUGGGUUGGAAUUGAGCGCGUUAGUUUUCACCCCUGGCUGUUGUUUUGUAAGGGACAUAUACCACUUUGGUCUUCUUCUUCUUUCUCUUCUUGUUCUUGUUAUCUUGGGCUUUUUUCAUUCAUUCAUUUGUUUGGUUUUAUUUGAUCUUUGCGC
Molecule: messenger RNA, 3456 nt
Organism: Hymenoscyphus albidus
Lineage: Eukaryota; Fungi; Ascomycota; Leotiomycetes; Helotiales; Helotiaceae
Source: the annotation of a GenBank genome assembly